This is a messenger RNA of Capronia epimyces CBS 606.96, 1668 nucleotides long. RefSeq lists its product as uncharacterized. Gene Ontology annotation, molecular function: amino acid transmembrane transporter activity. The record is from RefSeq and is a predicted model, not a curated record. NCBI's taxonomy places the organism in Eukaryota, Fungi, Ascomycota, Eurotiomycetes, Chaetothyriales, Herpotrichiellaceae. Gene Ontology annotation, biological process: amino acid transmembrane transport. Gene Ontology annotation, cellular component: membrane. The transcript has 7 exons. Bases 1 to 1668 code for a protein of 555 amino acids.
AUGCCCGACACGACAAUUGGCUCUGGAGAGGAAAAGGGCGCCGGUGCCCAGGAGAAGACGGGUGCUUUGGAAUCGACGGCCAGCUCGUUGGACCACAGUGAAGGCGAAACCGAAUCGAUCGAGCACGGGUUUGGCCAGCUUCACCGGAGCUUUACACCACGACAAAUCCAUAUCAUCUCGUUGGGCUCGAAUGUCGGCAGUGGACUCUUCAUCGCCACCGGCAAGGCUCUGGCGAGCGGCGGGCCCGGCACCAUGUUUUUUGCCUACUUGAUGGUCUGCAGCGGUGUCUGGGCCAAUCUCCAGACCUUGGGGGAAAUGACAAUCGCCUUUCCCACCUCCGGCAACUAUGUCGACUAUGCUGGGCGAUGGGUUGACCCUGCUCUGGCGUUUGGAGCAGGCUUUGCUGAAUGGUUGGGUUGGGUGGCAGUGUUUGCCUCGGAAGCCGGAUUCUUCGUCAUCUUGGUCAACUACUGGGCCGAAGGAGCCGUGCCAGAGGCUGCGUGGAUAACCAUCUUUCUGGUCAUCUGCCUCGUCGUCUUCUUCCUCCCCAACAAGGCGUUCGCGUGGCUGCAAUCCUUUGGCUCCAUGGUCAAGAUCAUCCUCUUCUUGCUCAUCGUCGUACUCUCCCUGGCCCUCAUUGGCGGUGCAGGCUCGACUGGUUCGGUACAUGACGGCAGCUACUGGACAAAUGGGUUGGCCUUCCAGAAUGGAUUCGGGGGAUUCGCAAACUGCGCUUUGUUGGCCAUUUGGGCAGUGGGAGACCAAGUCUUCAUCGGCGUCAUGGGCGGCGAGGCCAAGUCACCGCGUUACUCCAUGGCACACGCAGCGACCCUGGUGCCCUUCCGGACGGGAUUCAUGUACAUUGUGUGCGUCAUCUUCAUCGGCUUGCUCGUUCCCAGCGACGACCCUCACCUUCUAGGCGGGUCCGGCGCCGCCGCAUCGCCCUUUGUCAUCGCGGUCACUGAGGCGGGCAUCAAGGGCCUCCCCGACCUGAUCAACGCCUGCAUCAUCAUCGGUGUCGUGGCAAUUGCUUUGGAAUCCAUCUAUCUCCCCUCCCGAAUGAUCCGCACCAUGGCUCUUCAGGGUCUGAUCCCCUCCUUCUUGGGCAAGUGUGACAGUCGGGGUCGGCCCCGAUGGGCCCUGGCAAUCACCGCUCUUGUUGCCAUUGUCUUCAGUUAUAUGAGUCUUAGUGGAGGUGGAACGACUGCGUUGAACUGGUUCAUCUCCAUCACCAGUGCGUCGUUCUUCUGCAACUGGGCCAUCAUCGCCGUGAGCAAUUACCGCUUCCACCAGGCUCUACGUGCACAGGGCGACAGGAUCUUCGACCAGACCUACAGCUGGCAAUCGAUCGCCUGGCCUCUGGCUCCGGCAUACUUGUUGAUUGUGUGCCUCAUGCUGCUGGUUUGCUUGCUGUAUGCAGCCAUCUCGCCUCUGGGUGGUGCGGGCUUCACGGCCAACAACUUUUUCCAAUACACCAUUGGUCUUAUCGUGAUUGUCGUCUUCACAGUAGCAUACAAGAUCAUCAUGCGCACGAAAUGGCAAGAUGUUGCCACGGCCGAUCUAGUCAGAGGGCGCCAUGUACUCAGUGCCGACGAGAUAAAGAGGCUAGACGAGUACUACCGUCGGCCUCUAUGGCGGCGGAUUGGCACCUAUGUCUCCCUAUGGUAG